Molecule: messenger RNA, 1464 nt
Organism: Dromiciops gliroides (monito del monte)
Lineage: Eukaryota; Metazoa; Chordata; Mammalia; Microbiotheria; Microbiotheriidae
Gene: IL15
Product: interleukin 15
Exons: 7
Coding region: 227-781 (184 amino acids)
Biological process (GO): positive regulation of tyrosine phosphorylation of STAT protein; immune response; positive regulation of immune response
Cellular component (GO): extracellular region
Molecular function (GO): cytokine activity; cytokine receptor binding
Source: RefSeq, a predicted model, not a curated record
AAGCCCUGUUGACCCUGGAAGGCGGAGGGCGGGUUCUCUCUUGCUGCCCUCGGCGCAGAGCCGUGAAAUGCUUUGGCUGGGACGGACCCUGGCUCUCAUGUUUGCCUGCUCCUGCCCGCGACCUCACCGCUCCCCAGAACCUGCUUGCAAGCCGGGACCCUAUGGAGAAUCCAAUUCUUGAUGCAGCCAUUUGGCUCCAUGGAAUGAGAUUGCAGCAUCAUGCACCAUGCUGGUGAUGUCACGGGCACCAAGGAAAACAACAAGAGCAUACAGACGGCCUAUUGGGGGUAGAAAAUCAAACUUAAGAAGCACGCGUAUUCAUUGCUACUUGUGCCUCAUUUUAAAUAGUCAUUUUUUUAGUUUUUUAACUGAAGCUGGAACGCCUUUCUUCAUUCUCAGCUGUAUCAGUGCCCAACUACCUAAAACUGAAGCUUCUAACUGGAUAUAUAUCAUAGAUGAUUUGAAGGAGAUUCAACGUUUUAUCCAAAAAUCAAAUAUCGAUGCCACUCUGUAUACUGAAAGUAAUGCCCAUCCAAGUUGCAGAAUCACCAUGAUGAGGUGCUUCCUUCUGGAACUUCGUGUGAUUUCCUAUGAAAGCAAUAAUGUCACACUCCAUGAAACAGUAGAAAAUGUCAUCAUCACUGCUAACACCACAUUAUCAUCAGACAGGAACAUUGAAGAAUCAGGAUGCAAAGAAUGUGAGGAACUGGAGGAAAAACAUGUGGAAGAAUUUAUACAGAGCUUCAUACACAUGGCCCAGUCAUUUAUGGGCACCUCCUAAUGUCACUGGCUGCCCACUGGAUACUUCUUUCAGUGAAAACUUUUUGUGUGAACUUCUGGGGCAGGGACUCAUCAACAUGAGCCACCAGAAUUUGUCUUUCUACAAGAUGAUGAUCAAAACUGUAGAAUUAAUUCAAGUUGUAGAAGGAGGACAGAAAAUGAACCAAGAAGUAUCUUGUGACCUCUUUUGUCUUUUUGUUUUUAAUUUAUUAUUGAAACUCUACAAUGUAGUAUUAUGAAUUCUAAUGUAUCCCAAAUGACAUGAAAACCAAAGCCAUUUUGUCCCUAAUUAGGCAUCACAUUUAAAGAACAGAUGUAUUUGAACAAGAUCUUUGGAAAGAGACUAAAUAGUGGAUAGAGUCAGGAGGAUCUGAGUUCAAAUCUGGCCUCAGACACUAGCUGUAUGACCCUGGCCAAGUCACUUAACCCCAAUUGUCUUCCCCCCACCCUCCCAAAAAGGAAAGAAAUGAAAUGAAAUAAGAUAUCAGCAAAGUACAGUGGAAAGAGUUCUGGAUUUGGAGGGAGAGGGCAUGAGAGGGCAUGCUUCUAACACUCAAUAUCUGUGUGACUUGGGACAAAUCACCUAACUUUUCUGCGUUGUUUCAGUUUUGUUGAUUAUAAAAGGAAGGCACUGGACAAGAUAAUAACAGCUAGAGGCAGCUAGGUGGCACAAUGGAUAGAGUA